CCGCUUCCGGGACUGCUUCCGGUGCUGUAGGGUAGUGGGCUGCUGGAGGCUGGUUUACUUCGCCAUGGCGGUUACCCUCAGCCUGUUGCUGGGCGGCCGAGUCCGUACUGCUGUUGCUCGCUAUGGGUUCGCGACCCGGGGGCUGGCGGGCUCAGGCCCUAUGGGCCGUGAGCCGGACCCGGAUUCCGACUGGGAGCCAGAGGAGAGGGAGUUGCAGGAGGUCGAGAGCACCCUGAAACGACAGAAAAAAGCAAUUCGAUUCCAGAAAAUUCGGAGGCAAAUGGAGGCGCCAGGUGCCCCACCCAGAACUCUGACAUGGGAAGCCAUGGAGCAGAUACGGUAUUUACAUAAGGAAUUUGCUGAGUCCUGGUCAGUUCCCAGGUUGGCUGAAGGUUUUGAUGUCAGCACCGAUGUUAUCCGAAGGGUUUUAAGAAGUAAAUUUGUACCCACUUUGGAACAGAAACUGAAGCAGGAUCAAAAAGUUCUUAAGAAAGCUGAGUUUGCCCACUCACUCCGGCAGCUCCAGGGCUCUAGAGAUACCGUGAAGCCACUUCCUGCAGGCCACUCUGUAUCAAACUCUUUUCUGAUGCCAGGGGAUGAAGCCUCAUCUGAAGGUCAGCAUCACAGCACAGCUUUGACAGUGAUAGAGUCAAAAACUCACAGUACAAAUGCACUGAGACAAAAGGGAAGAAAUAAAGGAAUCCAGGGCUUGAAGAAGGAAAGCUUUGAGCCUAUCACUGCAGCCUUAGGUCAUCAGAGAGAGCUGCAAAAAUACUCCAAUGAUUGUGUAGGCACCAGAAGAAAUGACAGUAAUGAAUUGCCAAGUGAUGAGAAACUGGAAAUGUUGAAGACGGGGGAGCUACGGAACCAGAACUUCAGCAGCAAAGUAGUGCAGAGGGGACGGGAGUUCUUUGACAGCAAUGGGAACUUCCUGUACAGAAUUUGAGUUGGGGCCCGGCUUGUGGAGAUGCCAUGUGAAACAGCUAGACUAAUAUAUUUGGAGCUGCCAAGAUUUCUGCAUGUGGAUAUCUACUUUGAAAUAGGAGGAAUUUGAUGAGCCUGGAAUAUGGACAGAAAGAGCUGCUUGGUUAUUCAAGCUUCUUGGAUCACUGCUCCCAGUCUGACCUGUGUAUCUGCAGUAUUCUCCUUUUUGAUUAACUUCUCUGUAAGUUGAAAAUCAGUAUUGUUUCUGUGAUACUUGCAAUAAUAUGUUUGGGAGGAAGUGAAAAGUUUGCUUUCUGACCUCAUUUCCUUCUUGAUCAUUGAACACUAACAGUUUUUGAGCUGCUUAGUAAAUUGGUUCUUUUAUUUUCCUUUGGUGCAAAAAUAAAAUGUAGCAGUUCGUGUUGC
Ictidomys tridecemlineatus (thirteen-lined ground squirrel) is the source of this 1350-nucleotide messenger RNA. RefSeq names its product neugrin, neurite outgrowth associated (gene Ngrn). The record is from RefSeq and is a predicted model, not a curated record. NCBI's taxonomy places the organism in Eukaryota, Metazoa, Chordata, Mammalia, Rodentia, Sciuridae. Gene Ontology annotation, cellular component: nucleus.